UUUGUAUUGAAGUACUUUUGUUUGUACUAUUUUGUACUAGCACAUAGUAUAAAUUUUAUUUAGAUUUUUAUUAAUAUUUAUCCUACUUAUUUGUUAAUAUUUACAUAUAAAUAAGUAAACUAGAAGAACAAAUUUUAUUCAUAAUUCAAUCCCCACUAAAAUUUUACUCCCACGUGUCCCUAUAUUUUCUGCAGACAAAAAUCGGUUCAAAGUCCAGAUGUACAAUCUCCUUCUUCAUAUAUAAAAUAUAUCAUUUAAAGUUCAAUGUUCAGUGAAUAACUAACUUUAAUUAAGGGAACUUUCCAUUUUGUCAAUUAUUUUUGAAGAAAAGUCAAGAUGUUGAAGAAUUUCGUUGUAUUGGUCACUGGAGGAGCUUCAGGUCUCGGUCGUGGUACAGUGGAAAGAUUCAUUAAACAAGGAUCGAGAGUUGUUAUUGCUGAUUUGCCAACUUCCUCAGGUGCUACAUUUGCUUCCGAUUUGGGUGAAAAUGCAAUUUUUGCACCUAUGAAUGUAACUUCCGAAGAUGAUGUAAAGAAAGCUUUGGCAAUGACAAAAGAAAAAUUCGGCAAACUCGAUGGUGUUGUGAAUGCAGCGGGAAUUGCUGUUGCCUUCAAAGUUUACAAUCAUAAUAAAAAGACCUAUCAUUUAUUGGAAGAUUUUGCAAAGGUAAUUAAUGUUAAUCUUAUUGGUACAUUUAAUGUUAUAAGAUUGUCAGCUGGAAUUAUGGCGGAAAAUACACCAAACGAAGAUGGACAACGUGGUGUUAUUGUUAAUACUGCAAGUGUUGCUGCUUAUGAUGGACAAAUGGGACAAUGUGCCUAUUCGGCAAGUAAAGCAGGUGUUGUUGGUAUGACAUUGCCAUUGUCACGUGAUUUGGCAUCAAUUGGAAUACGAGUUUGUACCAUUGCUCCAGGUCUUUUUAAUACACCAAUGCUUCAAUCAUUACCAGAUAAAGUUCGUCAUUUUCUCGCACAAACAGUACCAUUUCCACAACGACUUGGUCAUCCCGAUGAAUAUGCUCAUCUCUGUCAAUCGAUAGUUGAAAAUCCAUUACUCAAUGGAGAGACAAUUCGUCUUGACGGUGCUCUACGUAUGCAACCAUAAAAAAAAAAAAACAGUUUUCUCGACAUUUUAUAAACAUUUUUUUUAUUGACAAUAUUUUUUCAUAAAAAAAAGAAAGAAAUAGCGCAAAAAGUAAAAUGCGUUUUCUAAAUAAUAAAAUUAGUUCUGCAAAAAAAAAUUCCCGCUUUUUUCCAAUGAUGGGGUAUUUUAUUUUAAAUACAAUUAAAAAGAAAUCUUAUUUUUUACGUAAAUUAAAUAAUUAUUUAAUUGGAAUUUAAUUUAUAAUUGAAUGAUCGGGAAAUUUGGAAAUAAAAGAAAAUAAUUCAUUUUCCAUGCAA
Molecule: messenger RNA, 1400 nt
Organism: Leptopilina boulardi
Lineage: Eukaryota; Metazoa; Arthropoda; Insecta; Hymenoptera; Figitidae
Gene: scu
Product: 3-hydroxyacyl-CoA dehydrogenase type-2
Exons: 3
Coding region: 337-1104 (255 amino acids)
Biological process (GO): estrogen metabolic process; androgen metabolic process; fatty acid metabolic process
Cellular component (GO): mitochondrion
Molecular function (GO): estradiol 17-beta-dehydrogenase [NAD(P)+] activity
Source: RefSeq, a predicted model, not a curated record